AUGGACAAGUACAGUAGGUUAACAGAUAAGGAACUGAUGGCCCGCUUGAAGAAAUACGCCAUCCCACACGGACCUAUUGUUGGAACAACCCGGAAGCUCUAUGAAAAGAAAAUCUACGAAUACGAGACGGAGCGGACGAAGCACCCUGGGAGAUCAGAGGCCUACAUAGAGCCGAUGAGCAGCUACAGCUACACGCGAGAGACCUUUGUGAGUCCCCGGAGCAAGGAAGACUUCAACUAUGGGAGAGAAGCUCUUGGCUCCACAAAGAAAUCCUUAAUGGAAAGCUACAACUCUGCGAGAAAUGAGGAAUAUACUGACUAUGGAGAUGAAGAUUCUAGCCCCACAAAGUCCUACCUGAGUUAUAAGUACAAUUUCCCCCACCACGAAGGACGUUCUACCUACAUAAGGGAAGAGUGGGAUGCCAACCCUUCUGAGGGCUCCACCUCUUCCUACCGUUACGCAUCACCGCUGGGCAGUGGGUCACAUCUAGGGAGAGUGAGUGCCCGCAAGCCGAUCGCGGAGCCGUAUCUCUACAGUUCCGGCUUCAAGGAAGUCCCACCCAAGAGGGACAGCAGCGCCUACCAGACCAUCUUCCAUCGGAAAUCGGCCGGCCCAUCCUCGCUGGGGGUGGAGCCCCACCGUGCCAUCCGUCCUGAGCGCCAGGCUCCAUCUGCGCAAAAGGAUCCCGGCGGCGACCGGGGAGCCAAGCGUUACCUCCCCCUCUGGCUCCUGCUCUUUGUGCUGUUGGCCGCCUUCUUGGCCUUCACCUAUUUCUUCCUGCGAGCUGACACUAAUGAUAACCCCUUCAGGAAGCAUGCUCUGCACUAA
Messenger RNA from Euleptes europaea (tarantolino), 828 nucleotides. Its product is annotated as emerin-like. Lineage: Eukaryota; Metazoa; Chordata; Lepidosauria; Squamata; Sphaerodactylidae. Gene Ontology annotation, cellular component: nuclear envelope. The record is from RefSeq and is a predicted model, not a curated record. The transcript is spliced from 8 exons. Bases 1 to 828 code for a protein of 275 amino acids.